This is a messenger RNA of Diatraea saccharalis (sugarcane borer), 1739 nucleotides long. The record is from the annotation of a GenBank genome assembly. NCBI's taxonomy places the organism in Eukaryota, Metazoa, Arthropoda, Insecta, Lepidoptera, Crambidae.
AGUACGAUCUACACUUUGAAUCUAAACGGUCGUCGGGUUCUGUAGCUGGCGCGCGCUUGUUUAUAGCCGCCGGUACUAUCGUCGAUAUCAAACCUGAUCAAUGAACUUGUGUUUUUAUUAUGAAUAAUGUUACUAUAUUAAAAUUACAAUGUUCAUGGCGUCACACGAAACCAUCCCCGUCCAGGUGGGCGAGGAGUUUAGCAGGCCAGUAGAGUCUAUAAUGAGGUGCGAAGACUUCAAGAGUAACUUCGCGAGGAGGCUCUCCAAUCGGUACACCUCUAGAUCUGUAAGCACACCAAAACCUGACACCACUCUGAAGCUUCGUCCUCAAUCCAGAGUAGAGGAGACAGUCAAUACUCCAGAAAGAAUUGAGGCGCACUCUCAACUUUCGAAAAGUAUUAUGGAGAAGAACGGUGAAGCUGUGAAGCUCUUAGACAAGUCACCGAUCAAAUCAGACCCUCACUGCACGGAGGUCACGGCACUCAAUAUGGAGGUUGAUACUCUAAGAUGGCAACUAGCUCAGACAGAAGCAAACCGACAAAUGCAUAUAGCUUUACUUAAGCAAAUAGUGACGUUCCUAAACAGAGUGAGGGAUCAUAUAGAUAAUCAAAUAAACGAGAGUCCAAGGAAGGAGAUGAUGAUGACAAGAAUCACGCCGAGGUCUUUCAACGUUGCAGACUUGCCGCGCUCUAGAUCAGUUCUUCACUUCAAUAAAACUCUGGAAUGUUCGAGUCCAAUGAAAAAGAUCAGCACAAAGAAAAUUAGUAAAUCCAUUAGUAAUGUAAACGGUUACAAGGAUUGCGUCGGUCAUAGGAAUCAGAUAAGAUGUCCGCUCUAUUCAGAAAAUGAGACUGCCCAAAAAAUUUCGGAAGAAACCCUCAGAUUGAUAACUCUUGCCAAUACAGUUCUUAGUACUAAUUUGCCAGAUCUCGCUUGCACAUGCACUGAUAAUGUUGAUGACGGGGCGACUAAGACUACAGAAAUUAAUUUAAUCGAUAAAGAUGGAUUAAGAAACAAUGACUCGAUGAGUUCUUUGGGUCUCAUCGAAGAAAAUACAGCUAAUACAUAUAUAUUGAACACAGACAACGACAGUAAUGACAUCUACGAGAGCAUCAAUGAAAACUUCAUAGAAGGCAAAAAUAGCGCGAUGAAUGAUUUCAUAGUAACACAAUCUCCACUGCAUUGUGGAUUGGAAAAUGAUUUUGCUACUUUUGAAUUGAAUGAAAAAGGGAGACAGAGCACUUUGUCUGAAAAACAUGUUACAGAAACUGUUAAUGGAACAAUACUAAAAAGUACUCACAAUAGGCGGAAUGAAUUCAGUCAUGUAUCCAAUUUCAUCGAAGAUGAGAGCGGGUUUUCCUCUAUGAACUCAUUUCAAGAGAUUGGCAUUCCUAUCAUAAGUAUUAUUCCACCGUCACCAUGUAAAGAAGUGAAUUACAUAGAUGAGAUUCCAGACAUAUUGAAUGAACCAGAAAAGUGGAAAUCUGACACGUUGGAGCUUGAUAAACAAACUGUUAAAGUAUUUUGGGUCUGAGAAUUUUUAUUUUAAACGUACAAAUACAAAACCAGUUCAAACCGUCAUUUUUCACAAUAUAUACGAUAAUUAUUUAAGAGUUAGGAUAUCAGAAUAAGAUAACAUAUUAUUAUUUAUUCAAACUCUUUUCAUAAGUCUACUAACGAUUUCAUGUUGUAAUUCUCAAUGCAAUUUAAAUCAAAUAAAAAUAGUUUGAGAUCGACUA